Messenger RNA from Glossina fuscipes, 2248 nucleotides. RefSeq names its product E3 ubiquitin-protein ligase RNF146 (gene Rnf146). The coding region runs from base 311 to 1972 and encodes 553 amino acids. Gene Ontology annotation, biological process: Wnt signaling pathway; ubiquitin-dependent protein catabolic process. The record is from RefSeq and is a predicted model, not a curated record. Gene Ontology annotation, molecular function: poly-ADP-D-ribose binding; ubiquitin protein ligase activity; zinc ion binding. Lineage: Eukaryota; Metazoa; Arthropoda; Insecta; Diptera; Glossinidae. The transcript has 5 exons. Gene Ontology annotation, cellular component: nucleus; cytoplasm.
CAAAAUAAAUCAUACAAUUAACGCUGGCAAUGCUGGUAUUGUCCAGUAAGAAAGUCAUUGUAUAAAAAACAAUAAACAAUAAAUAUCGUGGGAAAGGAUUUGCGUCAUUUUAGAAUUUUAACUGUAUAUAUAAUAAACAAGCGAUACAAUUUCGUUCAAAGGAUUCUAAUUAUCGAAAAAAUAAUGUUUAGAAAUCUCGAUAAUUAAUGUGAUGAAAUUAGAAAGAGAAAUAAUUGGCUUAAAAUAAAGAGAAAAGCAACCACAUCAGUGAUAUUUUUUUCUUAAUAUUCAGAAUUCUCAAAACGAAGUUAUGGAUAACUUAGAAGACAAUUUGACGGCGACCGAAUCUUCAGUGCUUUCUAAUAGCAAUGAUGUGUUGGUUAAUCACAGAGAUGUAGCCGUAACAUUAGAUCAACCAAUAGAUUUGGCAUCAAGUCAUAUAACGGCAUUGUCAGCUAACGAAACAACUACAAAUAUCACACCAACAUUGCAAACCUCAACAUUCAGUGCUGGCACUGAAUCUCCGGAUAAAAACGCAACAAAGAGCAACAAAACACCUCUUGAUGUGCCUUCAACUUCAGCAGCUGCGGCAGCUGCUUUAGCAAAUGAUUCAGCUUCGGCCUUAAAUAAAGAUACAAGUGGCACUGAGCCUUCGGCUCCAGCUAAUGUACUCGAAUGCCCAAUAUGUCUGCAGACAUGUAUACAUCCCGCUCGUCUUCCUUGUGGGCAUAUAUUUUGCUUUUUAUGCGUAAAAGGCGUGGCUUAUAAAAAUCGUCGAUGUGCUAUGUGUCGUCGUGAAAUCCCAGGGGAAUUUCUUAAUCAUCCUCAGCUGGUAAACGGCAUUGAAGAUAUUUGCUCAACUAGAGCAACUGAAGAUGGUUAUCAGUGGUUUUAUGAGGGCAGAAAUGGUUGGUGGCAAUACGACGACCGAACAAGUCAGGAUAUAGAAGAAGCUUACAAAAAAGGUGAAAAAUCUUGCACGAUAUUAGUAGCUGGCUAUGUGUAUAUUGUUGAUUUAGAAACUAUGAUACAACAGCGUCAGAAUGAGCCGUCGCGAUGUCGUCAUGUUAAACGCGACCUCGCCACUAUACCAAAAAAGGGUGUAGCUGGUCUACGUAUCGAAGGUAAUUCCGUAAUAACGAAUUCAAAUUUCGCUUCCCAGCUUUAUAACCAAAAUCGGCAACAACAGAAUAUCGGCAAUGCAAUUAAUGGGCAUCCGGAUAUAGAUUUACGUUUGCCUUUAGACUAUGUAAGCCGUUUAAGUCGCGACGGCCUAAAUACGAAUGCUGGUAUCUCAAACGACUUUGUAUCAACCACCGCCGUCACAGAUGCUGCCAUACGCAUAGCGAGUAAUAUUAUAGGCUCAACUUUGGCACAUGCCGACGAAUUGACACGCCCUCGCAGUCUAAAUAAUAUAUCCGUUUUUCCUAGUACGCCGACAAUUGCGACUAGAGCUGGAAUCGAUAAUUCUAUGGAUGAGCUUGACUUUCACGAUUUGUCCGUUAGAUCUGGCGUAGCCGGUAGCAUCAAUUCCACAACAAAUUAUUCUAUUGUUUCAACACCAGUAAGCACUUUAAGUAAUAAUCAUCGUUUAUUGUCAGCUACCGGUAAUGAAGCUGCUGCAGUUUUUGGACGCGGCAAUCGUGAACUUUUCGUUGCCGCUGAAAAUUUGCUGGGGACCACGCAACAGAUAAUGGCUACAGCCGAUCAACCCACCAUUGAUUUAACAAUUAAUAAUUUUCAUGCACUUACACUGCAUGAUUUAGUUGACUCAGUCGAUGAUAAUGAAGAUAAUGAUGGUAACGAUUUAAACAAUCGAACCGAGCAUAAUCUUGAACAUAAUAAUAGUGUAGAUGAAACCGAAAAUAUUUCUUUACUGCAAAGAAAUCGUCGUAUCAUUGAUGAUAAUACGGAAAAUAGUGGUGAUGGUGCCGAAAAUAAUAUAUUCCAUGUUAGGCAAUUGCGUUUUUAAUCGGACAAAAUCGGAGAAAUAAUAACUAUAUAUAAAUGUGACAAAAGAUAUCAACUUGUAUUCCUCAAAACGGUAACAGUACUUAUUUAAAAGUAGGCGUUCCUUAAAGAAAACAAAAGAACUUAGAUUACUACUGUAUUAUCGCUAAAUAGUAAAUAUAAAAUUGAACGAAAGUAUAUUUUUGAAUUCUUACAAGGGCUAGAGAGAAGAAUAAAACAUAAAACUAACUGAUCAAUUCAGAUGAUCAGAUAAUAAUCCAUAAUCCGCUAAACUUGA